AUGGCUACUUCUUUCUCUUCUUCUACUGUUCAUUUUCUUUUUCUACUUCUGUUCGUCUUUAUUUCUUUCUCGAAUGCUCAGCCACCUACGAACGCUGGUAUAAUCUUCGACCUUGAGAGAGAUCCAUCAACACUCCAAUAUAUGGUCAAAAUCAUCCAAGGAACUCCGCAAGCCGAAGUGAAACUAGUAGUCGAUCUUGCUGGUGGGGAAUUACCCUGGUUUAAUUGUCAUGAGGGAUACGAUUCAUCAUCGAUGGAACCAAUUAUCUGCACGUCACCCAUAUGCUUCCAUGCAGACAAACCAGUCGGUACAUGUGCUGAGCCUGAUAGCGAAACAUGUAGCAUCAACGUAAGAAACCCAGUAACUCGGUCUAUCGGGCAAGGUGAGCUCAUUUCAGAUAUUGUGACUGUUACAUCAAACCCUGACAGCCAGGCGACACCCGUUCCUUCGAGUCGUAGUUUUGCAUUUGGUUGUGCAGCUAGUAGUAAUAUCUUAGCUGGACUUGCUACAACCUCUAAAGGAGUUGCUGGUCUUGGGCGUGCAUCAGCUCUUUCUCUACCUUCACAAUUUGCUGAUGGUUUUCAAUUCCCAAAUAUAUUUGCUGUGGAUUUACACGAUAGUAUUGCCGAUGAAAAAGUAUUUGAAACAAGUGGUAAGAUUUAUUUUGGGGGUGGACCUUACAUUCAUUUUUCCUGA
Molecule: messenger RNA, 696 nt
Organism: Papaver somniferum (opium poppy)
Lineage: Eukaryota; Viridiplantae; Streptophyta; Magnoliopsida; Ranunculales; Papaveraceae
Product: basic 7S globulin-like
Exons: 1
Coding region: 1-696 (231 amino acids)
Biological process (GO): proteolysis
Molecular function (GO): aspartic-type endopeptidase activity
Source: RefSeq, a predicted model, not a curated record